AGCAACGACAAGGGCUAUUCUUUUCCAAUUUCGAAGAUCAGAGAACCAACAAAGGAAUGACAGCCAGUGCAUAUACUUUUCAAUCUACGGGUACCAUAAUCACAAAAGAAGGUAAAAUACCCAGAGAAAGGGGAUAAACGUGGGAUUAUAUUAUCAGGACCUCGAGAUCGGCAUCCCAAGAGCAGGAAGUGGGCUGGAGCCGCAGAAAUUUCUUUCCUGGGUCUAGCUUCGAGAAAGUGUUAAAAAGGCGGAGAUUAGGAAAAUUGGCUCGUGAGCUGGGACAGGCGCAUUUGGGUACUCCGUACAGACUUUUGGUAUCGAUAAGUACGAGGUUUGCAGACUUGUGAGUGAGGUCGGCUUGCUUAUCCGAUCCGGUAAAAUAGUACCCUAGAAUCUCUGGAUGUAUCGGUGGAGGCACUAUAUCGAGAGGAAAUAAGGUCAAUCAUUUCACUACCGAGCGCUUUCCAACAGACCGUCGCUCGCUCUAGCUUACAACUUUGCCAUCAGUUCUGCGGAGGGACCAUCGACGUUCCCCGUUAUUCUUCUCGUGUAAAUCUGUGCGUCGAGUGGAUCGCCUGUCUUCUCCCUACACCCCAAACAAGAAAUAGGCUCUGACCCUUGGAUUACAUUUCGGGAGACCUUGACGAGGCCGAGUAUUUAUUUCGGGAAGUCCUUGCUUUUUUGGGGGGGCACUUUUAAGGUAAGCAUACAUACAUAUCCUCACUGAACGCCAAAAUGAUAUCUCUUGUUGGUGUUAUCUCCUUGUGAUUGUUGAUGAAUUACUUUUUGUCUUUCGCAGCAUGAUUCAACAUGUCGGAUCCGCUAACUCUUCGGCCGAAAGACUCAACAGAGUCCAUAUACAUUUCGGAAUCUUCUACUGACGACGAGGGCUUAGACUUCAAGGGAGAGCCAGAGAAGACUGACGGUGCUUUCCUUACCGGUGUGCGAAGGGGACUUAGGAAGCUAGGAUCUGUUUCUGGUAGCCGUGGUCGACCUUUUAAUAUUCAAACAAGCAAAAGCUCUACUCCAGACCUCCAUCCACGUUCAGGAAGUACCGACCAUUUCCUGCUAUCGCAGAAUGAAAAGAAUUUGAUUGGUGCAGAUCUCGAAAAACCUCUUCCAACCCUGCCCUCGACACCCACAUCUCCGAUCGUUGAAGACACUUCGGGCGACCCUCCUGAUACGCCAAAAGCCCUAGAGGGCAUACCGCAAAGGGCCGCGAAAGGUAAUCGGACGAGCAUAGUGGAUUCUACGAGCGCAUCUCAAAACCAAUCCAGCGGAUACAAGUCGAUCUCCGGUACAUACAAAGUGGAUAUGAGCAGUAGUCAAACUAGUCUCGCUACGUCUAGCAGGCAGGAUGGAGGUGAAGGGGGAGAGGAGAGUCGGGAAAGUGUUGUGACACCAAAGAGCAAUGGAGCUCCAUCGGCCGCGCCAUCACCAGCACAACAACCUCGCUCUUUGGCAGCUAGUGGGACUGGCACUUCUGGAGCAACGCCAUCGACGCAUCUGUCAGGGCUCAUGUGCAACGUACAUCGAACUACUGGAAAGGAACCGCACCCCCUAGUUGGUGCCACAACUACAAUAUUGGGCGAUAAACUUUAUGUAUUUGGCGGUCGUAUUCUAUCGCGGACGCGCCCUUCCUUGACAGCCGACUUGUACGAAUUGGAUCUGAUACAGCGAAAUUGGACGAAAGUUGAGACUAGUGGGGAUGUCCCGCCACCAAGAUACUUUCACAGUGUAUGCGCCCUGGGAGAUACCAAGCUGGUCUGCUAUGGAGGAAUGUCCCCAGCUCCUCCGCAGAGCCAAGCCCAAAUGGCUGCCUCGGCGCAAAGUGGCCAAGAUUCCCAGCCAGAGGUCGUCGUAAUGUCUGACAUAUAUAUAUAUGAUGCGCCAUCAAGAACAUGGACUUUUAUACCCACAAAUGACACCCCGCAGGGAAGGUAUGCGCACUGCGCUACUAUUCUUCCUUCAUCGGCAGCAUUUGCGUCCGCAAAUGCGCCUUCUUCCGCUUUACAUCAUAACCCUCAAGGGCCCAACCCCAAUCAAGGCAUCAUUGGAGUUAAUAUAGAUGGUACUGGCGGUGCUGAGAUGGUUGUUGUCGGUGGUCAAGACAGCGGAAACCACUAUAUUGAGCAAAUUAGCGUCUUUAACCUGCGGAGUCUUAAAUGGACCAGCACCCAGGCGCUUGGUAAGAGCUGUGGGGCGUAUCGUAGUGUUGUGGCGCCUCUCCCGGGUCACGUCUCUGCAAAAUUAGGCAAGGCAACAUCCAAUAAAGCAGAUCAUGGUGGUUCGACUCAGGAUUCAAGAGAACCUGGGUCGUCAAUGCUGAUAUAUUCUAAUUACAACUUUUUGGAUGUCAAGCUAGAGCUACAGGUUAGAGCUUCCGAUGGAACUCUAGCAGAAAAGCCCAUGCACGGGUCAUUCUCACCUCCUGGUCUUCGAUUCCCAAACGGCGGCGUUAUUGAUACCAAUUUCGUGGUCAGUGGGACGUAUCUCACUUCUUCAAAACAGGAGUAUGCAUUAUGGGCUCUUGACUUGCGAACUCUCACAUGGAGCCGCAUCGACGCUGGUGGCAGUGUUUUUAGUCAAGGAAGCUGGAAUCGUGGAGUUUUGUGGAAUCGAAGAAAUACAUUUGUGAUACUUGGUAACCGGAAGCGCAGUCUUGUGGAAGAUUAUAAUCAUAGGCGCAUAAAUUUUGCUAACGUUUGUAUGGUCGAGCUUGAGGCAUUUGGCCUGUACGACAACCCUCGAAAGGCAGCACCGCUGUCAGGGUUUGUCUCGGCUAGUUCGCCCUUCACAACCCCGUCACUAAAUAUCAGUAGCAAAGCAGGAUGGAAUGCAGGUGGGCGCACACUUUCCAAAGCGGCAGAGGAAUUAGGACAAAGUGCGUUGGCUCUUAGAGAGCUAGCUGAUAUGGAUAUCCUUUGCGUUGGUGGUGAGCGUAUACCGGUAAACUCUCGCAUUAUCGCAAGAAGAUGGGGACCCUAUUUUGUUCAAUUACUACGUGAGGGCACGGCAACACAAGACGGUAAUGAUGCCGCUACGCUGCGCCAAGAGAGCGUGUUCCGACAUAAUCAAAGCAGGAAUAGCAGUAUUACUAUUACACCUAGUCUUGGCGCUCAGUCCUCGAGUCUUUCUUCUUCAUCUACAUUAAAUAGCUCUUCCGCAUCGGACCCCGCCUCUUUGGCGCUCCCUCCUGAUUCGGGGGCAUUACCACCUAAUUCUAGACCGCGGACACUUUACCUUCCACAUACACAGCUCACACUUCAAGCUCUACUUCACUUUCUAUACACAUCAUCUCUUCCUCCAAAUAAUUCUACACUCUGCACUCCGCAGAUACUCUGUAGUCUGCUACAACUAGCAAGACCCUACAAAAUUGAUGGUCUACUGGAAGCUGUCGUGGAGAGGUUGCACGCUGUGUUAGAUAGUAGGAAUGCUGCAGCCGUCUUUAAUGCUAGCGCCAUGGCUGCUGGUGGCGGUCGUUCUACUUCAACACCUUCCGACAUUGCAGAUCCCUGGAGCCUUAACAGGCUGUCAAAUGGAGCAGAGACCUUGAUGCAGCUUGGGCUUGAUAACGAAAUAAGCUCUCACAGCCAACAAUCUUUACGAAUCAAUACCAGUGUGGGCGAUCUUGGAACUGGCCAAGGAGGAAGAAGACAAGACGACGAGGAAAGCAUGAGUGCGACAAGCAGUGCGGCGAGUGACGUCAGUGGCAGUGAUUUGGACGGAAGCGUGAGCGCAUCGGAAUCUGGUAAAGUUAAUAGUGUAGGGGGAAUUUGGAGAGGCGAUAUUAGUGCCGUUAUUGGACUACAGAAGAGAGGUCUGCGAGGUCUGAUGGAAGGCAGAAGACUUCGAGAGAGAGGGACGAGUGCAAGUGUAAGCGCAGCAUCGUCGCAAAAAGUAGGAUUGGGGAUCGCAAACGGUUAAUAUGCAAAAUAGCAACAACGCUUUAUGAAGAUUUAUGACAAUAUUUAAUGAUUGCUCGAAUAUUUGGCGUUAUAUAUUACAUUUCGGAUAUUCUUUAGAUCAUUCGCCAUAUCAAGUAUAUUGGUACAUGGGGGAGCCGAGUAUUUUGCUUAGAAUGGAUGCUCACUUCAAUUUCUUGCAUGCUAUAUAUAUUUCAGAACUUUGAGUUUUUGGCAUGAAAUGUUCAAAAUCCACAUGUUACAUGCACUGUGAUGCAGCAG
Sclerotinia trifoliorum is the source of this 4187-nucleotide messenger RNA. Lineage: Eukaryota; Fungi; Ascomycota; Leotiomycetes; Helotiales; Sclerotiniaceae. The record is from the annotation of a GenBank genome assembly.